Messenger RNA from Linepithema humile (Argentine ant), 1627 nucleotides. RefSeq names its product Tyrosine--tRNA ligase, mitochondrial (gene TyrRS-m). Gene Ontology annotation, cellular component: cytosol; mitochondrion. The record is from RefSeq and is a predicted model, not a curated record. Gene Ontology annotation, biological process: tyrosyl-tRNA aminoacylation. Lineage: Eukaryota; Metazoa; Arthropoda; Insecta; Hymenoptera; Formicidae. Gene Ontology annotation, molecular function: ATP binding; tyrosine-tRNA ligase activity; RNA binding.
UAUUAUUGUAAGGUUAGAAUUUAUUAGCGGCAUAUUUUUAUUAUAAACAAUUAUAAACAUAAGUGAUAAACUUAUACAUACCGCAUUUGUGUGCAAAAAAUAUAGAAAAAGUCUGAUUUUUUAAAUUUGAGUAUAAUUAUCAAUAUCAAUUUCUAAAAUCACAAAUGUACAAUAAAAUGAAUGUUCGCUCUUUGUUAAGGUUAUAUUCCGCUAUUAAGCAUGUCAAUUUUGAGUAUAGAUUUUACUGUAACAGAAAUAUAUUAAAACUUCAUGAAAGAGGCAUGUACGAGGAUAUAUUUCCCAAUAAUAGUACAAAUGAAAUAGUAGAUUUGCUGCAUAAAUCACCACAAUGCGUCUAUGCUGGUUUUGAUCCAACAGCGAACAGUUUACACAUUGGCAACUUACUCAUCCUAAUGAAUCUCUUGCAUUGGCAGAGAGCAGGACAUCAAGUUAUAGCUCUAGUAGGAGGAGCUACAGGUUUAAUUGGUGAUCCUAGUCAUAGAAAGUCUGAACGCGUUGAAAUAGAAAAAUAUUUAAUUGAGGAAAAUGUCAAGUGUAUCACAAAGAAUAUAGAGACUAUUUUUAAUAACCAUGCAGAUUGUAUUUGGAAAAGCAAAAAAGAAGAUCUAAAACCUCUAAUUGUAGUAAACAAUUUGGACUGGUAUACAAGUGUAAAUGUUAUUGACUUUAUUCGAAAUAUUGGAAAAUAUUUUAGAAUGGGCACAAUGCUGGGUAGGUCUUCUGUCCAAUCACGAUUAAAUUCUGACACAGGAAUGAGUUUCACUGAAUUCUCUUAUCAAGUAUUUCAAGCAUACGAUUGGUUUCAAUUGAUGAAAAAGUACAAGUGUCGAUUCCAGAUUGGUGGAAGUGAUCAAAUGGGUAAUAUUAUGUCUGGACAUGAUUUUAUCACAAAAACUGGAAAAAAUGAAGUUUAUGGCAUGACAUUGCCGCUCAUAACAGCGGAAGGUGGAAAGAAAUUUGGAAAGUCUCUAUUGAAUGCUGUGUGGUUAUCCCCAACAAAAUCUUCCAGCUUCCAACUAUUUCAAUAUUUUAUUAGAACUAAAGAUUCUGAUGUUGAAAAAUUCUUAAAACUGUUUACGUUUAUAUCACUGCAUAAAAUUACUGAAAUUGUGGAUACUCACAAGAAAAAUCCAGAAGAGAGAAUAGCACAAAAGUUAUUAGCUGAGCAAGUCACACUUUUAGUACAUGGAGAGGAUGGAUUGUUGGCGGCAAAGCGUGCCUCCGCAGCAUUGUACGAUAAAUCAAUUGAAUCUUUUACAAGAAUGAAAGCAUCAGAGUUAGCAGAUGUGUUUGAAGGCGCAACGAUAACAGAUAUCUUAUCCGAACCAGGGAUUACAAUAUACGAUCUAGCAAAAAAAGCAAACUGCUUUAAAACUGAUCAUGAUGCACAACGAAUCAUAACAGCAGGUGGAUUUUAUAUAAAUCAUCAAAGAAUUACUAAUUUAAAUGAGGUAGUUGUACCUGGCAUACAUAUACUAAGUAAUAAUUUGUCAUUAAUUAGAGUUGGUAAAAAAACGUAUCAUAUAAUCCGAUGGCAAUAAUAUUAUAAAGAAUAUGUACAAAUGUAUAAUAAACAGAAUAACUUUAAUAGUUAUCAUAAAUAUAA